AAUUUUGAGCAGAAAAAGAAAAAGCUUCUUCUAUCCCUAAAAACAACUCUCAUCACUUUCCUCUCUCUCUCUCUCUCUCACACACACACACAAAUGUGGAAUUUCUUCUUCUACUACUUCUUAUUUUUAUAAUUUUAACUUCAAUUUUUACUCGUACAAAGUGGUGUAAUUUGGGGAGGUUUGAUUUUGUGAAAUGAACAAAGGACAGUCACCGGAGCCUCUUGAUUUCUUCAUCUGGACUGUUGAGGAUGUUGGCAUGUGGCUGGAGACUAUAAAUCUUGGUGGUUAUCGCCAAAUUUUUAAGGAAAAUGGUGUUAAUGGAGAAUACCUGGAAGGGAUGUCUAUGUUCACUACCGAACAGAUCCUUCGUUUCAUAAGACGUUGCCACAUGAAGUGGGGAGACUUCAUCACAUUGUGCAAGGAAUUGAGACGGAUUAAAGUGGCCUGUCUGAAAGGGGAACAAAAGGUGCGGCGGCCAUGGUGGGCACCGGCAUGCCUAUCUACAGUGUUCUUAAAGGUUGCAAAAUCCAACAGACAAUCAAGAGUUGUUUCAUUGAAGUUGGAACCAUGAUGAUUACUACACAACCUCUGCAUGUGUCUACAUAUAGCAAUUUUCUCUUUGCCUAGAAAACAGAAUAUAGGAAAAAAACUACUUUUAGCUUUUUUCUUUUUUUUAAUUUCAAUUCCAAAGCGUGGUUGUUUAUUCUCCUCAAGAAAUCUUCUUAUGUAGAAGGUCCUAUGUGCACUAAUUUCUGGUGCUGUGUAAUUAUGUAUUCCCCCUAUAUGAACAUAAAUACAAUAUAUAUGUUGUCUUCUUAAGUUCAAUUCAAAUAUCUGUUUUCUACAUUCCAACCA
This is a messenger RNA of Cicer arietinum (chickpea), 855 nucleotides long. RefSeq lists its product as uncharacterized. Gene Ontology annotation, molecular function: protein binding. NCBI's taxonomy places the organism in Eukaryota, Viridiplantae, Streptophyta, Magnoliopsida, Fabales, Fabaceae. The record is from RefSeq and is a predicted model, not a curated record.